Sciurus carolinensis (gray squirrel) is the source of this 1174-nucleotide messenger RNA. RefSeq names its product nascent polypeptide-associated complex subunit alpha, muscle-specific form-like. The transcript is spliced from 4 exons. The record is from RefSeq and is a predicted model, not a curated record. The coding region runs from base 1 to 1101 and encodes 366 amino acids. Lineage: Eukaryota; Metazoa; Chordata; Mammalia; Rodentia; Sciuridae.
AUGGGGCUUUCUCCAAAGCAGACCACGCUUAGAGACAAGAUGCAAUAUAAGAAGGAAGGGAUGAGCUCUCCGCAGGACUCCGAACUCUCCGCACCACAAUCCUCACCCUACCCGGCCUCCCCUCCCCCCGGGGACUCUGCGGGACUCGGUGUGGGGCGCUGGAAAGCUAAGGCUGUUUGCAAACAGGCAUCCUCUGCCUCCCUCCGGGAUGUACAUUCAGGCCCGGGUAAGAAGCCGCACUCGGCCCCGCCCGGAGCAAACCCGAAGGGCGCCGGGGCCGCCGCCAGCCUCCUCUUCACACACCGGGCCGCGCCGGAACCGAGGCCGGGGCGAGUGUUCCUGACAGCUCGGGGCCUAGUCGCCCCCCACGGGCCUCGACCUCCCGAGGUACGCGGGGAGGAAGGGUUGAGGCCCCAAAGCCGCCGGGUGGAGGCAGCCGCAGUGGCAGGACGGUUGGCGCCGCACUCACCUCGGCUGCGGCCGCCUUCGCUUCACCAUGGCCUGGGGGAGUCGUCCCUGAGCCGAAAGUCUCCUCCCCGGGAGGGCACCGGCGCGGCCACAGGCGCCGCCGCAAAGCCUCGCACUCCUGAAGGGGCUGUGGUCGCUGCUGCGGCUGCGGCGGCGGCUGCUGCUGAGGCCCAGUGCCCGCCCAGCCGCAUCGGCUCCCGGGCCGCCGCAGCCACGCGGGUCCCAGUGAACACCGCUGAGCCGGGCGGGGGGCACAGGCUGCGGUGGGACGACCAAGGUGCUGCAGGCGGUGAUCCUCCGCAAAGCCUCCAGCGUCGCGGUGGCCGCUCCAGCCGCCCGCGACGCUGGGCCACAGCGCCCCCUGGGCCCCAGGUCCCGCUACGGCGCCGGUACUGCGGCUGCGGCUGCCGCUGCCGCGCCGAGCACGAGCGGCAGGGAACGCGAAGGAGCGCGGCCUCGGGGUGGCUGGGGCCCCGCGCGCCCUGCGCCGCCCUCCGUCCGCUUCUGACGACGCUUCCUGGGAGCCGGAAGCCCGCGGUUCCCACCAACCCCUGGCGGUCCCCACCCCUGUCAGACCCCAGCACCUUAUCCUUCCCUACAGAAGAUGAUUCUAGGGGGUUAUUUGGCUCCUGAGCUCUAGUGGAAUCAGCGGAUUCUGUUGCAACUGCAUCACAGUCUACCUUCUUCCUCUGCCCAGUCACAGGUC